Molecule: messenger RNA, 4770 nt
Organism: Corythoichthys intestinalis (scribbled pipefish)
Lineage: Eukaryota; Metazoa; Chordata; Actinopteri; Syngnathiformes; Syngnathidae
Gene: rabl6b
Product: RAB, member RAS oncogene family-like 6b
Exons: 17
Coding region: 363-2612 (749 amino acids)
Cellular component (GO): nucleus; cytosol
Molecular function (GO): GTP binding; GTPase activity
Source: RefSeq, a predicted model, not a curated record
UGAAAAUGUAAAAGGAAGUUGCAUACGUCCUAGUCGCACUUUUCGGAAGAUGCGCGACAUACUAUCCUUGCAAAGGAAUGUAGUCGCAAAUCGCAAUAUUGCUGUAGGGAUGGAUGUCUGACGGUACCAAGAUGUUAGAACAGCACUUUCUCUUCUUUAACAACCAUGACACUGUAAAAAGUACCACUUCUAUUUCCAACUGGAUGGGAAACACAACAGCUCGAAUAUAGUACCAAAUCAAGGCCUGGGCAAUUCAAUUUUGUAGCUUUCAACACCCGCUGUUGCAAAUUUGCUUCAGUUUCUUGUGUCAUUAAUUCAAAAGCAGGCCACCUCAGUGAUAGCAUAGGUUGUAAAUCAAAAACAUGUUUUCAGCAUUGAAAAAGCUGGUUGGAUCUGAGCCGGGCCAGCUCAGGGACAAGAACAUUCCUGCUGGCCUGCAGUCCAUGAACCAAAGUUUGCAACGACGCUUUGCUAAAGGGGUCCAAUAUAAUAUGAAAAUCGUCAUUCGCGGCGAUAGAAACACUGGAAAGAGUACUUUAUGGUAUAGGCUUCAGGGGAAAAAGUUUGUGGAAGAGUACAUACCCACCCAGGAAAUCCAAGCUACAAGUAUCCAUUGGAAUUACAAAACUACUGAUGAUGUGGUCAAGGUCGAGGUGUGGGACGUGGUUGACAAAGGCCAAAAAUAUCCUCUUCCUGAUGGUGUAGGCAAAGGCAAAAAGCGUGGUGACAAUUUGAAACUAGAGAAUGAGCCGCAAGAGUCAGACGAGGUGGCCCUUGAUGCAGAGUUUUUAGAUGUGUACAAAAAUUGCAAUGGCGUAAUCAUGAUGUUUGACAUUACCAAGCAGUGGACAUUUAACUACAUCUUAAGGGAACUUCCUAAAGUGCCCACUCAUGUACCAGUCUGUGUGCUGGGAAACCACAGAGACAUGGGUGAACAUCGAGUCAUCCUGCCUGAUGACAUAAGGGAGCUGAUUGCUGGAUUAAACAGACCAGCGGGAUCAUCUUACAUCCACUAUGCUGAAUCCUCUAUGAAGAAUGGCUUUGGCUUAAAAUACCUGCAUAGAUUUUUCAACAUCCCCUUUUUACAACUACAGAGAGAGACCCUUUUGAGGCAACUGGAGACAAACCAGCUGGACAUGGAUGCCACGCUAGAAGAGCUUUGUGUGCAGCAAGAGACAGAAGAUCAGAAUUAUGAAAUUUUCCUGGAGAACCUAGAGUCCCGUAAUAAGGGCUACGGUUCACCUGGUCCAGCCAACGGUCAGAGUCCCUCCUCGGGCUCUCAGUCCCCUAUUGUUCCUCCCAGUGGGGCCUCCACUGGAAGUUCCAGCCCCAGCACACCUCAACCGCCAAUCCCUUCCCAGCCACUCCCACAGUCGCCCUCUGUAUCGGCUCCCACUGCUCCUGCUGUCGGUGCAGCUGUCGGCAGAGCAGCCUCGCCUUCGGCUGAAUUAAAGUUUUCAGCUCAAUCACCAGAGCACCUUCAGUCAUCCGUCACACCAGUAUCAGCCCCCCAGAAACGCAGCUUCAUGUCUCGAUGGUUUGGCUCGUCACCUGUCCCUGAAGCUUCUGUGAGUUCAUCAGAGGAACUUCCUGCACCAGUGUGUCCUACUCAGGUACGAAGUGUGGAUGAUUUUGUGCCAGAUGAUAGACUGGACAAGAGUUUCCUAGAGGACAGUUUGCCCUCCAAAACAAAGGUGUCGCAGCCAACACCAGCAGCGGACAGUGACAGUGAUUUUGAAGACAGAGGAAACCCCAUGGUGUCUGGUUUCCAGGAUGAGCUUGAUCCUGAUGACACAGAACCGACUCUACCACAGCCUAAAAUGCUGCCUCCCAGUAAAGAUAUCUGUCUGACCAGUGAUGAGGACGAGCAAACACUAGUAGCACCUUCGGUGAAAAAUGACCAGGAUAUGGAUAGUGAACCUGAACUGAAAAACUAUAUCACUAAACCAAAAGUUGCAUCUAAAGCGUCAGAUCCCAGAGACCAGUCUGCAGCUCCCAUCCUCCUCACUUUAAUUCCAACCGUAGAGCAGCCCACCCAGCAGCAAGUAAAAAAGAAAGGUGUCGCAGCCAUAACUGGGGACUCCGAUACUGACCCUGAGGGCCCUGUGGCCCAACAGAUGCUCUCUUUUGUUAUGGAUGACCCUGACUUUGAGUCUGAAGCAUCAGACACACCAAAAAUAAUAAAGAGUACAUUCCCUGCCAGGGAUGAACUUCUAUCUGACCUCUCAGACGAUGACAUUCAGUCAGUCAAGGCACCAAAACCUGUGAAUCCCACUGUGAUCUCAUUUAAACAAAAGGAUGUUUCUGACCUUUUUGGCCUUGGCAUCCAAGAACCCUCAGCAACCAAAGAGAGCAGCGAGGAGCAAGAAGAGAAAGAAUGCAAACACUCCUCUAAAGACAAGAAGAAGAAAAAGAAGAAAAGUAAAGAGGAGGAAGAAAAGAAUAGGAAGAAACAUUCAAGUAAACACAAGAAAAAAGAAAAAGAUGAAGCUGUUGACGAUAAAGAGAAAAAGAAGAAAAAAUCGAGGACCAAGAAAACAGAGGUGGAUGAGCUGGAAGACUUUUUAGGAGGAUCCACAAAAAGAGAUGAUGGCGAUUAUGAAGAACUAUAAGAUCUCCCUUUUUAUUAGUAUACUGCAUCUGAGGACACCUGUGGCAAGGAAUUAGAUCACUACCUGGUUCUCUGACUUGUAUGUGCACAAAGUUGUAUCCCAAGCCAUACAAAAUGCAAUACAGCUACCAACAACCACCAGGUAAAACCAGACACUCUGGAUGUAGGCCUGAUUGUUAUUUCUGAUCUAAUCAAUUUCUUUUUAAGUUCACUUGUACAAUGACUGUCAUUCAAUUCAGUUAAAAUCUUCUAAGAGAUUACAAACUGAUAAUCGGUGUAGCUGUACUGUAUUUUUUUUCUUUGAUGUGAUUGUUCAUUUGUGAACAUUAUUCUCCAAGAGAUCCACCCUCAUUUAGUCUCUAUAAUUAGAAUUACUGUACCAUUCUGUCUGAGUCUUUGUGUGGUUGGAAUAACGUUGGCCCGCAUGCGAAAGGUUAACAAAUGCCUCCCCGUUUCUGUCUGUCCUUGUAUUGUUCUGCUUCAUCUGCGGUGGUACAUUUAUACCCUGGUUUACUUCUUAAUAGGUAACAUGGAAUAACAACUUAAGGUUUGUUUGAGCAAAACUGUACUCUGCAUUCGAAUCUCCAGCAAGCUUCUCCUUUCUGCCAUUGGAGUAGGGCAAGUAACAUUGGCCAGACUACAAAUGGCUAACAUUGAAGUUUUUUAAUGUCUUUAGAUCAGCACUAUCCAUCAUGGUACAGUAUUCCAGCUGGUCUUUGUCUUGCCAAUUUACUUGCAUGUGGAAUUGGAACAACAAUAUGAACUAUUUUAUCAAUAUUAUAUGAUGAUCUCUCGACCCAAAAUAAUAAGAAAUUGUCAGUCGGUUUUGAAUUAAAUAGUAAGAGCCAUUUAGAUUUUUAAUCAAUUCAAGCUGUUUAGGGCAGUUUGGGUCAAAGGUCAGACCGUACAGGAUUUUUUCACAACUUCACUCAUUAGCUUGUGUCUCUCAUCUAAUUAUACAGUAGAUGAUUUACCAGACACUAAAGACACUUUUCUGCAGCAUUUUUUGUAUUUAGACUGGAAUGUGGACCAAUAGAAUCUCCGGUCAGAAUUCUAAAAUUGACUCAUUGCAGAUGUAGCAAAACUGCAGCUGUCCAAUUCUAUGCUUCUUUGCUGUUCCAUAUUUUCUUUUGAAUUGUCUCCAUCCAAACAUUUUUUUUUAAUGCCUUAACAGACGUUUCAACAAGACUUGUGUGCUGCUAUCCUGGACCAUUUUAAGUGUUCUUUCUGUUCUCUCAGAUUUGCGAUCAGAAUAUUGUUUUUGCUGGUGAGACUCAAAUACACAAAGCCUAUUUUAAGAUUGCAAUGACUCACUAAACCCUGUUUUGUGUUUUUUGUUCUUUUGUGUUUAUCUGUCUCUGCAUGUUACAACAUUUUCAUUUGGAAAUAUCUGCUUAUUGUUUUUUUUUUUUUUUACAGUUUUGUUUUGUUACAGGAUUGCAUGGUUGUGUUGGUGUACAUUUUAUUAAAAAAAUUUAAAGCAACUUUUCAAUAUUGCUAUUUACAGUUCAUUGUUUGUCUCCAAUUAUACAGUUUUCUUUCCACUUGUUUUAGGGAGUUAUUAGAUGUCAUGCUUUGCUCUGUUUCAGGCCAUUAUGUCUCAAUUAAUUUAAUCAAAUCUAUCAUCAUCAGACUGUAUCCAAGAUACCCAUAUUUCAAAUAAAUGGAAUACUCCAAGAUUCCUUAGUUUCCACCUCUCGCAUACUCCAGACUUACUCUAUUGAUUUGUUAAGUAUGUUCAAAAUUCCAUCGCUGAAACUUGACAUCGUUGAUCCAUUUUUACCUUUUUAUCUAAUUUGAGAAUAAAUGCAGGAAACAUUUUUAGCAAAGCUUGAAACACGUAUGUACAGCAAAAAAAGAUUGUAUAAAUUAUUUUAAAAAAUAUGUCAAGAGUGUCUCUGAUUUUCCAUGAAAUUGUUACAGACUGGAAAGAUGCAAGAGCGAUAAUUUGCCAUGACACAACAUAAGUAAUAUUUUGUAGAACUGAGAUGCACUUUGAAUUUUUUUUUUUUUUUCAGGUAUCGGGUUUCUUCCAAGGGGUUAUACAUUAUAACGGUGUGAAAUGAAUCCCAUAUCUUCCUAUUCUCUGACAUGUCUCAUCGUACACUGUGUGAGUUUGACGAUGUUUGCUUUGUCCAAUAAAUACACAUUUCUCAAUA